AUGUUAAACAUAACCGCCGAGUGCUCCGACGACUACAUGAAAGUGAGCAUUCAUUUCAACGGAACAUUCAUGGGUUUGGUCUAUAGUUCGGGUUAUGUUCACGAUUUGAAUUGCAUUUACGUUAACGGUUCCGGAAGGAAUCACUACGAGUUCUUCAUUAGACUCAACCAAUGCGGGACAUUAGGCAGACAAGAGAUGUAUCAGCCGACCCUUCCGGGAGAGGCCAGAAGAAGGGAUCAAUUGAUGUGGAAUACGCUUUCCAUACAAUACAACGCUCUGAUUGAAGAGGAAUUUGACGAACACUAUCGGGUGACGUGUGAAUAUGGAAGUGAUUUCUGGAAAACCGUUACUUUUCCUACCGUUAACGUCGAAGUGAAUACCGGGAGUCCCGUAGUGUUCACUAUAAACCCGCCUCAAUGCCAAAUGGAGAUUAGGAGAGGCUUUGGUAUCGCCGGCACCCGUACUUCGGGACCAGUGACUGUUGGCGAUCCGUUGACCCUGCUCAUUCACAUGAAAAGUGAAAAAAGGCCUAAAGCAAUGAAUCAUUAA
This is a messenger RNA of Medioppia subpectinata, 549 nucleotides long. Lineage: Eukaryota; Metazoa; Arthropoda; Arachnida; Sarcoptiformes; Oppiidae. The record is from the annotation of a GenBank genome assembly.